AUGGGUUCGGGUUCGGGUUCGGAUUCUAAUGGAUGGAACCGUGCCCGAGGGUUGGCGGUUAAGACUCUGCUACUCAUUGGUGGCGCACUUCUUGUCAAGCGACUCCGCAAAUCCACCACGCGCUGGGACCAUGCCCAUUUCGUCUCUAAGUCCCUCACCGGCCAAAAGUAUUCACAAGAUCAAGCCUCCAGAGACCCUGAUAACUAUUUCAAUAUAAGAUUGCUUACAUGCCCCGCAGCAGAGCUAGUGGAUGGUUCUAAAGUGUUGUAUUUUGAACAAGCUUUUUGGAGGAGUCCACAAAAACCCUUUCGGCAGAGGUUUUUUCUGGUGAAACCUUGUCCGAAAGAGUUGAAAUGUGACGUUGAGUUAAGUGCAUAUGCCAUUAGAGACAUGGAGGAGUACAAGAAUUUCUGUGAUCGACCAAGGGAUCAGCGUCCACAGCCAGAAGAAGUCAUCGGAGAUAUUGCAGAACAUUUGACAACAGUACAUCUUAAGCGUUGUCCACGCGGAAAACGUUGCUUAUAUGAAGGUUCAACUCCACCUGGCGGAUUUCCUAAUUCAUGGAAUGGAGCAAGCUACUGUUCGUCAGAAAUUUCAAUUAUGAAGAACAAUGAGAUACACACCUGGGAUAGGGGUUAUGAUGACGAUGGAAAUCAAGUUUGGGGACAAAAAGAAGGCCCUUAUGAGUUCAAGCCUGCUCCAACCUCCAGUUUUAAUGAUAUGUUUUCUCCCUUGAAUUUUCCCCCUCCACCGUCCACUGAGAGAAGAAUAGAGGGUUCAUUUGUUUUGCAAGAAUGA
Sphenostylis stenocarpa is the source of this 798-nucleotide messenger RNA. NCBI's taxonomy places the organism in Eukaryota, Viridiplantae, Streptophyta, Magnoliopsida, Fabales, Fabaceae. The record is from the annotation of a GenBank genome assembly.